Perca fluviatilis (European perch) is the source of this 449-nucleotide messenger RNA. Its product is annotated as protein CEBPZOS-like. Bases 151 to 396 code for a protein of 81 amino acids. Lineage: Eukaryota; Metazoa; Chordata; Actinopteri; Perciformes; Percidae. The transcript has 4 exons. The record is from RefSeq and is a predicted model, not a curated record.
UUCCGUGCAGUACUCAGAGCGUAGCACAUUGCUUCGCUUGUAAAAACACAAGGACAUUUGCGAAUGUUUCGCGUUAUUUUAACAAUUUUAACUGUUUUAGUUUAUUGCUAAAGACUCGUUCCGUUGUUUUUCUCCACCGUGAACUGGAAGAUGCCUCCCAAACCUCUGGAGCCUCUGGCCAAAAAACUCAUGAAGGGAGUGAUCGCCCUGGAGCUGCUGGCCGUCUUCGGAGUGUACGGUCUGUUCCACAAGAUGAACGCCAGUCGAGAUUUCAGGAACACCAUGAGUCGGAGGUUUCCAUCAGUUCUGGAAGUUUACUACCAGUCCAACGAGUGGGCGGGGGUCUAUGGCAUCCGGGAGAGGGACCACGAAGCCUGGUCAGCCAAACAGGACUGAAAGUGGCCAUCAGUUUAAAAGUCCACAAACACAUGGCGCCUGCUACUUCUUCC